Molecule: messenger RNA, 8961 nt
Organism: Pectinophora gossypiella (pink bollworm)
Lineage: Eukaryota; Metazoa; Arthropoda; Insecta; Lepidoptera; Gelechiidae
Product: beta-1,4-N-acetylgalactosaminyltransferase bre-4-like
Exons: 10
Coding region: 456-1682 (408 amino acids)
Biological process (GO): carbohydrate metabolic process; glycosphingolipid biosynthetic process
Molecular function (GO): N-acetyl-beta-glucosaminyl-derivative 4-beta-N-acetylgalactosaminyltransferase activity
Source: RefSeq, a predicted model, not a curated record
UCGCUCGACAACGAAACGGCAGGCGAAUGUCAUGUCAGUCAGUAAGUCAGUUCAGUUGUGUAUUGCAGUUUGCGGCAGUUGGUGAUCAGUCGAACUUGAAUUCUGAUUUAUUGUAUAAUUUACAUCGCACUUUCACUAGUUUAACCUGUUUAAUUCUUGUUUGAAACUAUUUUCCUGAAAAGUUAGUAGUGUGAAAUUCCUUGUGAACUGUUGCCGAACUGUUUUUUUGGCAAAACCUUUAACGCAGUGCAGUUUUUCUGGACGGACCUGUUUUUGUGUGCAAAUUCGUUCCCGUUUUGGCGCAACUUGCUUGGAAUAUAUUAUUGGAUGGUCUGAAAGAAUAAUGGAGCGAGCACAACAAGACAGGCAUUGAGGAGAAUGUGGCGAUACCAUAGAGCCCCUUGCUUAUACUUCUCUUUAUAUAAGGGGUGUUGGCGUGUGCCCCGGAUGCGUUGAUGGGCGGCGCAGGCGGCGGGCGAGCGGCGCGCGCGCUGCGGCUGCUGCUUCUCCUGGUGAUGGCGCUAGCCGCCGUCGAGUACCUUUUCGGCUCCAUCCUCCCCGCGUCCCCGCUGCGCACCUACAUCUACUCGCCGCUCUAUAAUGCCACGCAGCCAACCCUCAAGACGAGAGAAACCUCAUCGGCGUCAUGGCCUAAGAGACUGACGGAUCCGAGCGCCACAAGCGAAGUCUCAAACAUAACACAAAUAGCAGCUGAAACCAGAACGUCUACGUUAAAUGAAACCCCAAGAAUUAUCCCCACUACAACUACGAGUACUAAGAAGCCGUUGGACAAUUCUUCACUUAUAUUCUCCAAGUUGCUGGAGAAGAAUCAGGUCUCCACCGAUGUCGGCAACGUCACGAAAAACUCGACUUUAAUGCCGUACUGCGAAACACCAUCAAACUUAGGUCCGAUAGACGUGAACAAGACGGAGAUAGACCUGGCGUCGCUGGACCUCAAGUUCCCGGCAGUGAAGCAAGGUGGCUGGUACAGCCCGCCCAAUUGCACUGCCAAGCAUAGAGUUGCCAUCAUUGUGCCAUAUAGAGACCGCCAGCAACAUUUAGCGAUCUUUUUAAACCACAUGCAUCCGUUCUUGAUGAAGCAACAAGUAAUAGAGUAUGGGAUAUUUAUCGUGGAACAACAAGGUAACAGCGAGUUUAACCGCGCGAAACUGUUCAACGUCGGGUUUGUGGAGAGCAAUAAGAUGCGUGAUGACGAGUGGCAGUGCUUCAUCUUCCACGACGUGGACCUGCUGCCGAUGGAUGAGAGGAACCUGUAUACCUGCCCGCGACAGCCGCGACACAUGUCCUGCGCUAUUGAUAAACUUAACUACAAACUGCCGUACGAACAGAUUUUCGGCGGAGUGUCUGCAAUGACGAACGAACAGUUCGUGAAGGUCAACGGCUUCUCCAACAAAUACUGGGGAUGGGGGGCAGAGGACGACGACAUGGCGUACAGACUGAAGAAAAAGGGCUACCAUCUAUCAAGAUAUAAGCAGUCUAUAGCUCGGUACACCAUGUUAGACCACAAGAAAGCUAAGCCGAACCCCAAGAGAUACAAACUGCUGUAUCAAACCAAGAAUAUCGCUGCAGAUGGCCUCUCCGAUCUGGAGUACACCGUCGUCGAAGUCAUGAAGCAUCGGCUCUUCACGUUUAUAUCCGUCAAUUUAGAUGAAAGUAGCUGAUGGACGUAUUUCGCCAAACUCCUGUUUGGCGAUCAGCGGUAACAGCCAUUUUGUAACUAAUACGCGGUAACUAGUACAGUAACUAUUACGGGCACUACCGCGAUAACUAGGUGAUAAUGAAUGUAGGUGUUAAGCAAUGGUUACCUUUGAGUUGUUAAGAUCUCUUUGUGUCCGAGAAUGUUUGGUGGCGAUUUUCUCCGAUAUUUUAUGAUUUUCAAGUAAUAUAAUAGAUUGGGAUUCUAUUAUGUAAUUAGGGGUGCUGUUUUGAACAUUUAAAUACGACGUUCGCGACGCGAUACGUGCUUCGACCAAUAGACGUAGCAAUGGUAUCUAUGUAGACAUAUACGCUGCCUCUAUUGGUCAAAAGAAGCGGUAUUAGUCGCAUCCCCUCAGAUAGCGAGCGCCAUGCCGCAAGUGCAUGAGUCCCUUACGAUAUAAAUUCGAAAAAAAAAUGCAGCUAAUAUACACACCCAUUACACAUGUAGUAAUAAAAAAAAGUUGUAAAUGAGAAACAUUUGCUCGUUAGGAAACUGUAUGUAAACAGUAAUCAAUGUCAUGUACCCACUUUAGAACCCUGUCGCCCUAACACAUUUGAAAUUAAGUGCGACUUGAAGUUCAUUUGUCAAAAAAGUUAAUAUGACAUAGUGUCCAUACAUCGGAUAUUAUUGGCACUGUUCUGUAUUUAACUUGGUGUCAAACAAAUUGAUAUUACAAUUUGAUAUCUCGUAGGAGCUCGAAACUGAUCUUAUAAUUUUUGCAUUUCACUAGUCGUCACUACCUACCAACUAGCUUAUUAAGUAUUUUAAAAUACAUACAGUUAUGGUCCUACCACAAAACAAUGUUAAGAAUUAAAACACUGUUUGAAAAGAAUGAAGUUGAACCAAAUUAUUUGAAAAUUGAAUUCACUUUUGCUUGUUACCUGUCGUUUUGCUCAAACAGUCUCUAAGUGCUCAUUACAGUUUUGUGGUAAAACCGUUACUGUUUUUCGAUGUGUUAUGCAAUCAGAUUCCCAAUACUGGACCAAAAUGAUUGAAAAAAUAACUAUAAGAUAGGAAUUUCCGAAUCGUAAUUUAAUAAACAUUUCCAUUUUUAAAAUCUACUAAACUUUGGCCGAUUUAAGUAACUAUUAACAUUAAUUGUACAGUACCGUCGUCGUUAAAAAGUAAAAUUAUUCUCUAGAUAAAAUAUGGCCAUAUUAGAAUUUUCUUCAAGUACAGUCGACGACAAUAUACCUAACUCAUAAGACUUAGUCCACUACGAAUAAUGUAAGUAAACACAUGUACAGUCGCUUUAGGAUUUAUUUUUUAUCGGAGGACUCCUACAAAUAUGGUCAUACUAAUUAUUUUAACGUUACAACAAUUCAUGGCGACUGUACAUUAAGAUACUUUAAUUAAUAGCAUGCAUUAUAAUCUCGAAUACAUUCAAUUAUUAUCUCAAAAAGUUCUUAAUCUUACUAUAUUAGCGAAUCUUAAUAUUAUGAAACUUCUUUUUAAUUCCUUUUAAUUUUUCGAAAAAUGUUUGUCUUAUAUUUUUAUAAGUAAUUCUUUUUUUAAAGAUCUGUGUAUACUUAAUCUUCACUAAUACGAUACAUUUGACUGUAAACGUAAUAUUUAUAUAAGUAAAUAGUUUUGCUUUUGUUGUAAUUUUAAGAGUAAAACUGUUAGUUUUAUUUUGUCGUUGUAUAUUAAAUUUGUAAUAUUCAAAAAUGCACUAGUUUUUAACGCACUGAGAGGUCGUGCCGACUGUGAUGACUCCGUUUCUGUUGCGAAUUGCAGUUUCUACAUUCAUUCUCAUAAAUAAUAUUUCACUAAAUAAUUAGGUACAAGGGGGUUAAAAAGGCCACUUCGGAGCAAUAAGCUACUUGACAAGCUAGUCAAAUGAGAUACUUUUUACGAAACGUCAAAUCGAAAGUUUUCUUUGGAAUUUGUAUAGAAAUACUGUCCUGAAACGUUAUCAAUAAAAGCGGUCAAUCGUCGUACUCAUUGUUUCUUAAUUCAUAAAUAAAAUUCGGAAAUAAGUAGUAGUAGUAUAAUGGGAUUGAUUUUUGAUCAUCUCAGACUGGCUUAUAUUUUUAGGUUACCAUUUUAUAAUUCUAUUCUUGACCCAGUCAAAUACCCUAUUCAUUUAAAAAGAAAUAUUACAAUUUGACAUUUACGCAUAUAAAAGUAAGUGAGCAAUGCAAACAAAAUGUAAAAUCAAUAUUUCUGUUUUAGAUUGUUUUCAUGUGGCCUUUUUAACCCCCCUUAUCUAUAUUUAAAUAUUUUAGUAUGUUGUAUAGAUAAGCUGUACUAGGUAUUUAUUAAAUAGCCCAUUAAAUAAAUAUUUGAAUGACCGCAGUAAACAAACUUUCAAACACCUUACAGCAUGGCUACGCGUGCGGUAAAGAGUGAUAAAAUUCCAUUUCACGCAUGUUGCAUUUCGAAACUAUUAAACACAAACGUCAUUAUAAACGCGCGAAAAUAACCUUGAUUUUUUUUUUCUUUUGCCCAUUUGUGGGUCAGGCUAAGAUCAUAAGACCAUGCUGCCUAGUCUUCAGUACAUUUUCUUUGCUGUUAAAUAACCUUGAUUUACAUUUUAAUUAUAAACUUUUUAAAAUCAGCAGCAGCAACGGAAUCAUCGUAGUUACCUUUUAAAAGUAAUAUUUAUUAAUAAGCGUACUUAAAGAGACAAUUGUACAUAGCUUGUAGAUAGAUAGGAGAACUACCAAAACAUUUUCAGUGUUUAUAUUAAUGCAAUAAGAUUAUACUCUUGAAAAAGUACUAAUUAUUGCCAAUAUUGAGUCACAAACGAAAAUUAAAAUGUUAAUCGUGAUAUAAAUGAGAUUUGUCAUCACAUUAUUUUAAUUUUAGAAAGAUGGUUUUUACUGUUAGAUGUAAGACAAUGUGAUAAAUUACAUAAGACAUUGCUCGAAAGAUUUUUGAUGUUAAAAUUUAUAGUUCAAUGUUUAGUUAGUAGGUUAUUCUCAUAUAAAAAGCUAUGGCUACGCAUAUAAUAUGAUUUUUAUUGUCCGAAUGCCCGAUAGUGACAACUAUUCGAGCUUCGACCAAUGCACGCAGAGUUCUCUGUUCACGUAGCAUUUUUUGGAAAGAUAACAUUGGGUAAUGGAUUAGCACCGAUUUUCUAUUCCUUUCUGUUACUCAGAACCGCCAUUUGCUAAAGCGAGAUAAAAAGUGGGAGUGCACUCCGACAGCCCCGUCGAUUUCCUCGCUUGCGGUCGCUUUAUCUCGUUCUAGCAAAGGAUGGUACUGGGUGACAGAAAAGGACAGAAGCCUAGGAAAGUGCGGGUCAUAGAAAAGUAUGGUGAUGGUUUUCUGUACGUAAUUUUUAGGUGUUUCUUCCAAAACAAUGGCAGUUUGUAUGAUAAUAACCUACUACUUAAUUUGUACUAUCCCCGAGCUGUGUUCUCUUUUAAUUCCUUACAAUGUAAACAUUUCCAUUGCGUUUUAAAAUUAUACACUAGAAUUAUUACAUUAUUCUUCUUAGACUAAAAGCAAUGCUCUGUUAGAUCGGCCUAUAUUUAAUAAUAUUUUACGAAUUGUGCUGCUAUUAUUAUUAAUUUUUAUAAUACGUUUAUUAACAAUUCAAUUGAAAACUGUCUUUAAAAUUCACCCUUUGUAUAAGAAAACCUAAAAAAAAAACUUUUAUGAAAAAUAAUAGGUAUUGGUUCCCAUGCUGGCAGACAGACUUAAACAUAAUUUGAUUUGACAGUUUUAAAAAUAGUGCUAUCCUUCUCUAACGAUGAGUGCAAGAAAGAGACAGAAAUAGUUUAAGAAAACUCAAGGAGUCUGCCAGAAUCGGUACUAUUAGGUUUUUAAUUUCAGGUUUCAAAUUAAAAUAUGUUAAGUACAUAAUUAUAUUUACCAAAUAAUAAAAAUACUUCAGAUGUUACUCUUUGUUAUGGCAUUUUUCCUCCGUACAUUUAUGCCUAAUGCUUAUCACACAAUGGAUAAACCUAAUAUAAUAUUAAAAUAUCCUAAGAUAGAUACUGGAGCUAAUUCCUGUGCACACCACCUAAUUUUAUUUUAAGUUAUACCUGUCAUUUUCUUAUCUUAAAGGAAAGGAACAGAUGAUUGACAGCAGUUAAUUUUGAAAUGAAUGAGUGAAUGAACAAAUAACCCGGGCGAAUCGAAUAGUCUCGCUGAUAUGCGACCCGUUUGACGUGUGCUGUCAACUGAAUUUUGUGGGGUUAUUGGCCAAUUAAAAGUUUUAGAUUUCUGCCUAAAAGUGACGUGUGUUCCAAAAACUAUGGCUGUCGAUUACCCGUCCCUGUCCUUUUCGGCGGAUAAGAAAAGGACAGGUAUAACUUAAAAUAAAAUUAUAAUAAUAUGGUAUCUACAGGUACAGUCAGGCCGGUACAGGUACCACCGAGAUACAAGAGGGAGCAACAAAACUGUUUCUUUCUUUCCCGUGCGUAACUUGUACUUGUUUCAUUUGUAAUUAUCAUUGAUAUACGAUAAUUAUCAUUGGUAGUUAUUAUAUCAAUGAUAAUUUUGAUAAAAAUUACACAUUGCAAAAUUACGAAAUUUCGGGCAUUUGUGCUCGCAAUAUUAACUACCCACACAUAACUGAUGUGACCGUACAUUGAGUAUACAUAUAAAUAUUCCCUUCACUUGUAUGCAUAGAAAAUAUAAUAUGGAAACUGUUAACUGAAAAGUCAAUAUUUUAUCGUAAGUAGAAUUUUAUACCAUUUAAAGUUAUAGCGCGAGAUACAAUUAAAUACUAAUGAGUAUAUAACUGACACAAGUAUUUGCUAUUUUACAAAACACUAGUACUCGAAUACUUUGACGGUUACGUAAGUUUACGUGCUAGAAAAUAGCUACGUUGUAUCUAGUACCUAUUUCAGAUUUGAUAAAGCCAAGUUUCUAUGGAGACUAAAUAUUUUGUAGAACCCUGUCACAUUAACAUGUUUCACAGAUUUCGUCAAAUAAGAUAAAGCGAAAUGGUAACUACAGUAUAAUGUAAAAUCCUUUUUCUCGUUCCUUUCACACUAGACGAUGUAUUAUACAGGGUGUUAGUAACAUCGUAACGAAUACUCAGAGGCAUGAUUCAGACCAUGAUUCUGAGUUAAUAUCAAGUGGAGUGGUGUCAUUCUAAUUGUAUCCUCUAUAUGGUAAGUAUUUAGGUGCUAAGUAUUUUGUAAAAUAGCUACUAUACUUGGAGUCAGCGCACACUACCUUGACAGGCCAAUAGUUUGAUCAGUACCAUCAGUCUAGCGUGAACCUGCAGCUCACGACUAUAUCCUAAUGAGGAAUUUUCCAGGCGACGUUCCCCAAUAAGAAUUCAUAUGGCGCUAUGCAGACUUCCCUUCGUUCAACCUUCUAAUUUCAUGGAUAACAGAAUUUCAUGGAAUAUCCAUUUCUUUGAGUAUAAAUGAUGACUAAUUACAUCCAGGCACAAUUACAUCUUACAUCCAUUAUAAUUCUGAUCAAAAUAAUGAGAAGCAAUAUAGGUAGAAACUAAAUUAUUCAUAUUCAUUUAUUGCAUGUCACAAACAUAAAUUAAGGUGGAACAUAGUAAAAAGGUACAUGUGACGCCCUGCAAGGGCACGGCAAUAUAAAAGAGGCGACACUAGGUGCCUUAUUAUAAUAAUAUUAUAACAACUAACUAAAUAUUAUUAUUAAUAAUAUUUAUUAUUAUUAAUUAUUAUACAUAAUGUGAUCCAAAUAUCAUCAUCAUCUCAGGCCUUUACAUCACAUCACAUAUUUACAUCUUUAUCAGAUGAUUCAGAUGAUUCAAACAGCGUUUCUGUGGCAGCUUUCUUUUUUUUAUCCAAAUAUCAAUCAACAAUGAUUUAUAUGCUUCUGCCAUUACAUUGUAUUUUGGAAUACUGAGUAAUGAGAAACUAGGUAAUUAUCUCGCUAAAGCUGUAGACGCCAUCUACAUUGUUUGUGGUGAAAGUACCCUGGAAAGUCCUUCAAUGGGGUAAUCACAGGUACAUCCAAUUCCAGAUGAACUAAUUACCCGCACUUCACCCAGCUUUCUAUUAGACCAACGUGCUAGGUGAGACUUAUCGCCUCCUGUAAUGGUCGAGCCAACUGUGUUAGUGAAAACGGCAUUUAAGAUAAAUUGAUAACUCAGAUAGACUGUUUAAAUUGGCUUUAUAUGCCCGGUAACUUGAUUAACGAUUCUUGUUUUUAAAACGUAAUAUUUUAUGAUAAAAAAUAGCAUCAAACUAUUGGCUGAUUAAGUCGGUAUUAUUCGCUUCCUCGACUUACUGUAAGUAUUAGGAAAAACAAUUACGAACUGAAUCAAUUACCUAGUUCUGUCAUAGUUAUACGGAGUAAUACAUAGCUUGGAAGACUAAAUUGUCUCAAUAAAUAUAUAAGUAUUAUAAAUUAUAUCGAUUCUGACAGAUAUAAACUUAAUUUUAAUUAUAUAAAAAUAUAAAUUUGAAAGUUCUAAAACGAGCUCUAUCCCUUUCUUGCACUUGGUGUAAAUAAAAGAUAGCACUAUUUUUAAGAGAUUUCAGACAAAGAAAAUUAAGUCUUAGGUCUACCAGAAUCGGUACUUAUAACUAUAAACAUUAGGCUCACAACUCGCGCUAUAUAAUUAUGUAUAUUUUGUACUCGCAAACUAAUAGAGCCUAAUUAUUGAAGACUAUGUUCAUAUUACAGUAGAAUGAAAAGAUAAAUACCGUUGUAUUAUACCUAUGUAUUAUUAGUACUUAUUUUAUUAAUUAAAAAUAUUUUUAAUUAAUGUUCGACUCUAGCUGAUCUCUGGUUUGACAGCUCUAAAAAUAGUGCCCUCCUUCAAAGAAAAUAAAAGAGCUACUGUGUGCGCAACCUAGAAUAAAGAGUAAUACUACGUACAGAAGUGACACUCCGCCCCGCACUAAUAUGAGUUUGGAUUACCUCACCCCCGUUGCGAGUCUACUUUAGGCUACUAAGCAGUAGGGGAGCGCGCCCGGACUGUGUGUCUUGCUCGCACGCACGGGGUAAAGCCGCAUACACAACAUAUGUGUAGUGUCUAUGUAGGAACGAGAUUUUUGUAUGGAGUUUGCGGGCCGUGGCGAGGGUCAAUAGAUGUGGAUUAUUUAAAGCUCAAUGCAUACAGAAACGAUGCCCAAAUACGUCGCAGGCCAGGUUAUUUUGUUGGUAGAAUAUUUUACAUGUGUUUUCUACUAGUAUGAACAUGUCUCAAAUCCUGCUUAGCCAUCCAGAAUAAUAAUUAAGUAGUAACAACUAGCUGUUAGACCAUGUUACUUAAGGAAGGUGAUUACGCGCAUUGUUUUAAUUUGUCCAAAUGGUUUUUAUGAAUAUAUUGUUUGUUUUUUUAAUAA